AGAAACUACUCUUAUUGUUAGUGUACUUUAAGCAUUCUAAUAGCAGCAUAACCUUUCAAGCACUUUAACUACGUUCAAAUUAAAGCGUGAAAUUUUAUAUUAUAUAAUAACUCUCUUAUUGCAAAUUCAACCUUUAUCUAAGAAAGAACCAAAAAUUUGAACUAUAAAUUGUACAAAGUUAGUACUAUAUGUAUUACUGUUGUGAUUUUCCAAAAGAAUUUUAUCAUACGCAAAAUAGAAUAAAACUUCAAGUUUCUGGAUAAGUUUAUAGAUCAAAAUGUCUACAAAAGGAGUUUUUUCGUUAGUCUUUAUUAGAAAAACAAUGGAAAUUUUAUUGGGCUGCAAAAAACGAGGAUUCGGAAAAGAUAAAUGGAACGGUUUUGGUGGUAAAGUGGAACCAGGAGAAUCUAUUUUUCAAGGAGCUGUGCGUGAAUUAAAGGAAGAAUGUGGUUUAUCUGCACAAAAAUUAAAAAAAGUUGGAAUUUUAGAAUUUGAAUUUGAGGGAAAUGAAGGUCUAUUAGAAGUUCACGUUUUUGAAACAUAUGAGUAUUGUGGAGAUAUAACAGAAACUGAAGAAAUGCGACCAAAAUGGUAUAAUUUGAAAGAUAUUCCUUUCAAACAAAUGUGGCCGGAUGAUGAAUAUUGGUUCCCUUACAUGUUACGAGGGGAAUUAUUCAGAGGAUAUUUUUUGUACCGAGGUCAAGACCUAAUUCUUAAGUAUAACAUUGAAACUAUGGAAGAACUACCAGCAUUAGAUCAUAUCUCUUAACAUUCACUUUUCAUUCUUAACACACACCCUGCUAUACAUUAUUAAUAAGUUUAAUUAUUAUUAAAAAAAUUCACUUUCACAUUUUUAUAAUUAUAAUAAAAUUUGGCUUUAUACUAAUUUGAUAAUCUUUUUAGUAGUAAAACCAUCUUGUAAUCAUUACUUUUUAUCACUCAUUAGUCUUAGACUAUAUCAAGAAAGAUUUUUAAGCAGACAUUAUACAAAUAUGUUACAUUGGUAUUACAUUAAUUGUACCUGUUUGCCGAUUUUCCAUCAACUAAAAGCACAUAUGCUAAACUGUAUCCGAUAUACAAAUAUUUUGUGAUAUUUCAGAGAUCAUUAAAUAAUUUUUCAAAUAU
Bombus pascuorum is the source of this 1125-nucleotide messenger RNA. Its product is annotated as oxidized purine nucleoside triphosphate hydrolase-like. The record is from RefSeq and is a predicted model, not a curated record. The transcript has 3 exons. NCBI's taxonomy places the organism in Eukaryota, Metazoa, Arthropoda, Insecta, Hymenoptera, Apidae. Gene Ontology annotation, biological process: DNA protection. Bases 278 to 769 code for a protein of 163 amino acids. Gene Ontology annotation, molecular function: 8-oxo-7,8-dihydroguanosine triphosphate pyrophosphatase activity.